Molecule: messenger RNA, 2240 nt
Organism: Coccinella septempunctata (seven-spotted ladybird)
Lineage: Eukaryota; Metazoa; Arthropoda; Insecta; Coleoptera; Coccinellidae
Product: G-protein coupled receptor Mth2-like
Exons: 7
Coding region: 131-1657 (508 amino acids)
Biological process (GO): G protein-coupled receptor signaling pathway; cell surface receptor signaling pathway
Cellular component (GO): membrane
Molecular function (GO): G protein-coupled receptor activity
Source: RefSeq, a predicted model, not a curated record
UCCCCACUGUUUACCUUAACCUAACAAAUCUAUCCGGCCGGGUCAGACCCGCGCCUCGAGAUGCUAUUUUCAAGUUGAAUCUUAUCUAAUCUUCAGAGAGUGAUUCAAUCUUUAGAAUUCGUGCUGUUUAAUGCUUUUCCAACAUUACUCACCGAGAAUGUGUCGGCUGAUAGUGCUAAUUCUCGUGGUUUGCGUGUGUCAAACUUCGGGAGUGAAAGCGUGUGCUAAGGGUGAUCUUGUUCAGGACAUAACUGACGGUUUUGAGUCGGGCUCGGUCAUCGUCAAAGACAACGUACGGUACGAAUCCCACAAUUUUUAUCGGGAAGGCCAUACCAUCUGGGGUUGCGUUUGCGAGGUCACGAAAUGCCUGAGGAAAUGCUGUCAGGAUGGUUUCAGUCCUGUCAGAGUGGGUAAAGACAGGAUUUGCAAGCCUUCAUCUACUCCGAAGCAACUCCUUUCCACCUCUCUGAGGGAAAAUGUGCACACCAAGGACUACAAACUGUUCCACGCGGGUUUUAUAUGCGACACUCCUGAUACCCUGGCUUUGAGAGAGACGAACUUGGACAAAGAUUUGAACGGAGGUUUUUUGAACGCCUUCGGGAUGUCCCUAGGUGUUAAGAAUUUCUGUUUGGAUCAUGUGCAAGACAGACUCACUUCCAUCAUCUGUGUCACGACUGAGGAGGAAUUGGUUUUCAAGUCAGUGGGUAUGAUAAUAUCGAUGCCAUUCCUGCUGGUCACUUUUCUAGUUUAUGCUCUCUUACCUGAUCGGAAUCUGCAUAUGAAAGCUCUCAUGUGCUACGUCAUCAACUUGCUCCAUGCCUACAUUUUCCUAGUCACCAUACAAUUAACUGAUGAAGUUUUUGAAGACACCGUUUGUGCAAUUUUGGGUUACUGUUGUGUGUUCUUCUUCUUAGCAUCGUUCUUUUGGAUGAAUGUCAUAUGUGUCGAUAUAUUUUUGGGCUUCAGGGGUUUUCGUGGAGUUCCCGGAGUCAGAUCAUCGGAAAGGAAGAGAUUCAUUUUGUAUUGCAUAUAUGCCUGGGGAAUGUCUUUACUCAUUGUAUUCAUCACUUUCAUGGUAAACCAUUUCGGUAAUGUGGGACAAUGGUUUUACCCAGGAGUUGCAGUUGGACAAUGUUUCAUCAGAAAUGGUAUCCCACAACUCCUGUACUUCUACGGGCCAAUGGGAAUAAUCAUAAUACUAAACGUGGUCCUUUUCACCCUAACCGCCAUGAGAAUAAGGCGUGUAAAGAAGGAUACUGCCAUGCUGAAACACAGCGAAAGUAAAAGACAUUCCGAUGACGAUCAACAAAACUUCAAUCUCUAUCUGAAACUGCUUCUGGCGAUGGGAGUGAACUGGUCAAUGGAGCUCGUUUCUUGGGCAGUGAAUCUGAACAACAAAGCUGUUCCGCAGUACGUCUGGUACUUGUCAGACUUCUGCAACGCCACCUAUGGCGUGUUCAUCUUCUUCAUCUUCGUGUUCAAGAGAAAUAUAUGGAAACAGUUGAGGAGAAGGUAUUAUUCUUUCAUGGGACGCCAUCAUAUGGCCCAUUCCAUGGGAACCACUAAUUUCACAAAAACUACUAACGAUUCCAUGACUGUAUCAACGAAUGAUCGUGCUUUGGAAGAGAGCGAACUGAACGGAACAAGAAUCAAUUGAUUCGGAGAUAUUCCAUCAUAAAAAGGAAUAUUCUUAGUCGUACCUGUAAAGAAAAUUCAUCGAGAGUCCUCCUUUAUGGACCUUCUGCCGUUAUUGACGAAAUCUCGCUUUGAUUGAAUCGAUAAUGAGCUUGGUUCUAUUUAUUAUCUACCUUAAAUAUUAUCUUCCAAAAAUUGAUGUUUUUCACGGAACGCGUACUGUUAUACACCACUCGAAUCAAAGUCAUGCUGAAAAACCUAGAAUUGAAUGAAGUGGGGGAUUGAUUUACAAAGAUAUUAUCAUGCAACAAAUGUGUUUUCCCUCUUAUUUGAGACCAAAGCUCCAAAUAUGAUAGGAAAGCAAAUUUUUGAUUCAUUUCUGUAAAGAAGAAAAUAUGUGCUCUCCCGCAGUUCAAACAUUUUUAUCACUUUUCUACCUUUCUUAUAAAAAUGACUUUACAAUAAAGUUCGUUUUAUUUAUUACCAUAUGUUGCAUAAGGUAUGUAUGUAUAUUGUAUUAGAUAUAAGAGAUGAUGAAUGUAAAAAUUUGUAACAAUGUUCACUGUAUGUAGCAUUUACCAAAGAAAUAAAAGUUUAAUGUUUCA